CAUGACGCCACCGGACUUGCGGAAGAUGGAUCUGGGCCGGGACAGCCAGAGUCGCGAGGAGGCGGCCCGCGCGGACCGCGACGACGCCUCGCAGACGUCGCUGACGUCCACCGCCGUCUCAAGAUCAGCUACGUCUCCGACUCCAGUUCUUCCACCGCGCGCGACCGCGACGAGCCCUUCGCAGCGCCCAAACGCGUAAUCACAAAGGAAGCGAAGGAGGAGGAGGACAAGUUCGUGACGGUGACGGUGACGGUGAGCGAGCCGCAGAAGGUGAACGAGGGGUUGAACGCGUACGUGCAGUACAAAGUCAGCACGGAGACGAACCUGGCCGUCUUCCGGCGCCGCAAGUUCUCGGUGGUGCGCCGCUUCAGCGACUUCCUGGGCCUGCACGAGAAGCUGCAGGAGAAGCACGUGCACGUCGGCCGCUUCGUGCCGCCGGCGCCCGAGAAGAGCGUGGCCGGGAUGGCCAAGGUCAAGAUGUCCAAGGGCGACACCACCGCGCCCGACGGCGCUUCCGGAGAAUUCGUGGAGCGGCGUCGCGCGGCGCUGGAGCGCUUCCUGGCGCGCACGGCGCAACACCCGGUGCUGCGCAUGGACCCCGACUUGCGGGAGUUCCUGGAGAUGGACGAGACGCUGCCCAAGGCCAGCAACACCAGCGCCUUCAGCGGGGCCGGCGUGAUGCGCUUGUUCGGGAAGGUCGGCGAGCAGGUGACGCGCAUCACCAACAAGAUGGAGGAGAAGGACGAAUGGUUCGAAGAAAAGACCUCGCAGAUCGACAACAUGGAGAUGCAGCUGAAGAAGCUGCACGCCAGCGUCGAAUCGCUCUACCACCACCGUCGAGAUUUGUCGAGCGCGACGGGGAUGCCCGAUAAGAUCCAGGCCCCGUCCGACGCAGUCCUCGAGAAGGAUUUCAACGAUAUUUCCAAGAUGAUCAAGAAGGAGAUGGAGCGCUUCGGCAAGAUCCGCGUCAAGGACUUUAAAGAGACGCCGGUGAAAUAUGUGCAGGAGCUCAUGCUGCAUCAAGAGCAGCUGAUUAAACACUGGGAAGCCUUCCUCCCGGGACCGGAAGCGCGCUCCAUUUCCACCGCGUAA
Paramacrobiotus metropolitanus is the source of this 1092-nucleotide messenger RNA. Its product is annotated as sorting nexin-2-like. Gene Ontology annotation, cellular component: endosome. Gene Ontology annotation, molecular function: phosphatidylinositol binding. The record is from RefSeq and is a predicted model, not a curated record. Lineage: Eukaryota; Metazoa; Tardigrada; Eutardigrada; Parachela; Macrobiotidae.